This is a messenger RNA of Tripterygium wilfordii, 2141 nucleotides long. RefSeq lists its product as uncharacterized. NCBI's taxonomy places the organism in Eukaryota, Viridiplantae, Streptophyta, Magnoliopsida, Celastrales, Celastraceae. The record is from RefSeq and is a predicted model, not a curated record. The coding region runs from base 162 to 1769 and encodes 535 amino acids. The transcript is spliced from 11 exons.
UUCGUUUUGUUUUCCACGGGAGAAUUGUUAAUAAGUGACGUGGCGCCAUAUUUUAUCGGAUAGAUUUAAGUUCACCGUCAUCUUUAAAGCGAUUGCACGCGGUACCGACUGGAGAGGAACCAAAGCCCUUUCUGUGUAAACCAAAGCAUAAAAGGAGAGCCAUGGCCGAAACAUGGCAAGCAGGUGAUAACAUGGCCUUGGAAUCGGAACCGAAAACGGUAGAAGAUGACUAUCAAGAAAACGGAGUACAGGGGCAAGACUGUGAUGCACCUUCACAUCACCCUUCUGCACCACCGGACGAGUUAUUUGACAUUGCGACAACAGUUGAUCCUAGUUACAUAAUCUCUUUGAUACGGAAACUUAUUCCCUCUCAUGUGAGGAGUACUGACAGUUCUCAUGGGUCAAAUGUGAGUCACUUGGAAGAAAGCACGUGUCUUCCAUCGGACAAUAAGUCAAAUGAUAAUGCUGAGAGCAUGGAAAUUGUUUAUGAUUUAACCAAAUCUGCUCAUCAAGGAGGAGGAGAUGAAGAUUUGGGUGACGAAUUUAAUCGUUCUGCUAUAUCAGCUGGAGAAGAAGUUUGGGAAGAGUGUGGUUGCAUUUUGUGGGAUCUUGCUGCAAGUAGAGCUAAUGCCGAACUCAUGGUGCAAAACCUUGUUCUUGAAGUGCUUUUGGCAAACCUUAUGGUUGCCCAAUCAAUUCGUAUCACGGAGAUUUGCCUUGGGAUUAUUGGAAAUCUAGCCUGCCAUGAAGUUCCGAUGAAGCAUAUAGUCUCUAAAAGUGAAUUGGUGGAGACGGUCUUAAAUAAAUUUUUUUUAGAUGAUACCCAAUGCCUUUGUGAAGUUUUCCGGUUGUUGACUUGGGGUCUUCAAGGUGGUGAAUGUAUUACUUGGGCCAAUGCACUGCAGUCUGAACAUAUUUUAUCUCGAAUCCUAUGGGUUGCAGAAAAUACCUUAAAUCCACAGCUUAUAGAAAAGAGCAUUGGACUAUUGCUGGCCAUCCUUGAAAGUCAACAAGAAGUUAUGCGGAUUCUUCUUCCACCUUUGAUGAAGCUGGGUUUUCCAAGUCUAUUGAUAUGUCUCUUUACUUUUGAGAUGGGCAAGUUAUCAGAUGAAAGAGCACCCGAAAGGUACUCUGCCCUUGAUGUAAUCCUUCGUGCAAUUGAAGCUCUUUCUGUUGUAGACGGACAUUCCCAUGAAAUAUGCUCAAAAAAAGAGCUUUUCAAACUAAUUUGUGAGCUGCUCAAACUCCCUGAUAAAAUUGAGAUUGCCACCUCCUGUGUUACUGCUGCUGUCCUAAUCGCAAAUUUUCUGUCUGAUGUACCUGAUCUAGCUUUGGAGAUUUCACAGGAUUUGUGUUUCUUACAGGGUCUUAUUGAUAUCUUACCUCUUGCUUCGGAUGAUCUAGAAGCGCGAAGUGCACUUUGGAGCAUCAUUGCCAGGCUACUGGUUCUUACUCAGGAAAAUGAUAUGACCCUAUCUAGCCUACGACAAUUUGUUUCGGUUCUAUGUAGCAAAUGUGAACUGAUUGAAGAUGAUCUUCUUGAUCAUGAAUUAGAUGAUUCCAGCACAGAAUCUGAGAGCCAAACAAGUUUUAGCAUAAAAGAUAAUGCCAGAAAUAUAGCUCUUAGAAGAGUGGUUGAUAUUUUGAAUCGGUGGACUACUUCAACAGACUGUCUUGAGGAGAAUGAUGCGAUGGGAGAACAUCAUGCAGAUGCAAAUGUUGGUAAAUUGUUAGAGUGCUGUCAGAAACAUAUCAAAUCCAGCGAUUAAACUUCAAUCAGGUCGUCCAUGCAUCUUACGGGAAUUUCUCAAAUUUGAGUUUCAUAGUCUUGACACUUUGGGAAGAUUGAUCUGCGCCUGGUGCUUCCCAUUCUCAAAAUUCGGUGGCAGGUGGAGGUUGGAGUUAGAAAUUGGAUCUCAUCCUGUUAAAAUUUUGCAAGUUAUUCAGCUUUUGCAGAAUGCACCAGCUAUUAAAUUCAUAAUUAGUAAAACACAAUCAAGCGUAAGGUUACAGUAGCUUUGUGAAUGACAGUUGUAUUUGGGGAAGAUCAUGAAUGUAGUUGGUUGAUGUAAUGUUACUGUUACUGUUCAUGAAUGUAGUUGGUUGAUGUAAACAAAUAAAAAAUGCUUUCAUUUCAUUAA